AAAGGAAAACCUAGUUUAGUUUCCGUGUCUCUUAGUUUAUAAGCCAACACCAUCUGUCUUCUACAAAGUUGUCGCCCAGUUUCUUCAUCAACUCAGCGGCUCCUAUCUUCUGUCUUCUCUGCUUAAGGAACUUGAAAAGAAAAGUAGAAGAUAGCUAUGGCAUACGCACCACCAAUGAAGCAAGGAAAGGCAGGAUUUGAGGAGACACAAGAGCAGAUUCACAAGAUCAGAAUCACUCUCUCCUCCAAGAAUGUCAAAAACCUUGAGAAGGUGUGCACUGACUUGGUCCGUGGAGCAAAAGACAAGAGGUUGAGAGUCAAAGGACCAGUGAGGAUGCCAACUAAAGUUCUCAAGAUUACCACCAGGAAAGCUCCUUGUGGUGAAGGAACCAACACAUGGGACAGAUUUGAGCUCCGUGUGCACAAGCGUGUGAUUGAUCUGUUCAGCUCUCCUGAUGUGGUGAAGCAGAUCACUUCCAUCACCAUUGAGCCUGGUGUUGAGGUCGAGGUCACCAUUGCUGAUUCUUAGAUUCAUGCUUUUUUUUAAUCUACAAAACUUGUCUUUGAAUUCCAGCGACUUCUCAGCUUUUUGUUUGUUUCAGACUUUUGUUUUGUUCCUAUAUAUGUUAUCCUUUUGAGUUUA
This is a messenger RNA of Raphanus sativus (radish), 642 nucleotides long. Its product is annotated as 40S ribosomal protein S20-1. The record is from RefSeq and is a predicted model, not a curated record. Gene Ontology annotation, molecular function: RNA binding; structural constituent of ribosome. The coding region runs from base 157 to 528 and encodes 123 amino acids. Gene Ontology annotation, cellular component: ribosome; cytosolic small ribosomal subunit. Gene Ontology annotation, biological process: translation. Lineage: Eukaryota; Viridiplantae; Streptophyta; Magnoliopsida; Brassicales; Brassicaceae. The transcript has 4 exons.